Molecule: messenger RNA, 1328 nt
Organism: Oryzias latipes (Japanese medaka)
Lineage: Eukaryota; Metazoa; Chordata; Actinopteri; Beloniformes; Adrianichthyidae
Gene: tm4sf4
Product: transmembrane 4 L six family member 4
Cellular component (GO): membrane
Source: RefSeq, a predicted model, not a curated record
AUUGGGCAGUGUCCAUCCUCAGAUACAGUACAGGUGAACCACACACCAUCCUUCAGAUAUAUGGAAGUCUUUUAAAGUGGCGGUCAGAGGUAAAAUCAUAGGACUCAACCAACUUCACCUGGAAUAGAAAACCGUGGACGUGCUCAUAUCUGAAAGUCCAGACUGCAAAAAGACCAGUUUUUUUUGAAGAUCAGCAGCUGUUACUUCAGAGGCAGUCAAAAAAUUAAAUUUAGGAUGUGUUCUGGAGGAUUUGCCAAAUGUCUAGGCAUCAGCCUGCUCCCUUUGGCAAUUGUGUGCGUGUUGUGCAACAUUCUGCUUUUCUUCCCGGAUGGAAAGAUCGUUGAGAGUGAGCACAUCUCCAAACAGGUCUGGUACUUUGGAGGGAUUCUGGGAUCAGGAGUACUGAUGAUAUUCCCAGCUCUGGUUUUCCUGGGUCUGAAGAACAAUGACUGCUGCGGUUGCUGUGGAAACGAAAGCUGUGGGAGAAGAUUUGCUAUGCUGAGCUCCAUCCUGUUUGCAGCUGUUGGUGUUUUAGGAGCCGGUUACUCAGUUAUAGUCUCUGCUGUGGCCAUCAAUCAAGGACCUCUGUGUCUCUUUAAUAGCACAAGUAAUGGAACCAUAUGGGGAUACCCAUUUUCCGAUGGAGACUACUUGUCGAACAAAUCUCUCUGGAAUAACUGCCAAGAGCCAAAGAACGUUGUGCACUGGAAUCUAGCUCUGUUCGCCGUGCUUCUGGCGAUGGGGUUGAUCCAGAUUGCGCUGUGUGCUGUGCAGGUGGUGAACGGCCUGCUGGGAGCUUUGUGUGGAGACUGCUGUGGCUGCUGUGGAGGGGAUGAUGGAGCCAUGUGAGCAUUGGUUGUGGUUGAAGAAGGCUCUUCUUUCUUCACGUGUUCAUUUUCAGAGAUGACUCAUUUGAAUCGGUGUUCCAGCUGUAUAGAUACUUUUCUGUAUAAGAGUUUAUUGAUUACACUGUACUGGUAAUCCUGAAACACUGGCAAAAUGAGAUCUUGUAAAUUCAAACUGAUGUUCAUCACAUACUUUCCAGUCUGCCUGUCUUUGUAUUUUUCUAAAUCUUCAUAAUUGUCACCUGAAAAAAAAAACAUCCAGAACUGAGAAGCCAAUGAUUUUCCACUGCCCUAUGUAUUUAAAAACUCUAGUCUUUUCUUUUUAUUUUCAAGCCUGUAUGUUUAGAUGUGCACAUUUCCUUAAGUGCAGCCAAGCCUCGUGACUGCCCCCUACUGGUUUAAUACGACCAUGUCAUGGUUACACUAUUAAAUCAAUCUCACUCCUAAACUCUUGAAUAAAAGUAAUAUAUGUUUUACAUGUUA